Etheostoma spectabile (orangethroat darter) is the source of this 6180-nucleotide messenger RNA. RefSeq names its product uveal autoantigen with coiled-coil domains and ankyrin repeats b (gene uacab). The coding region runs from base 187 to 4353 and encodes 1388 amino acids. Gene Ontology annotation, molecular function: actin binding. Lineage: Eukaryota; Metazoa; Chordata; Actinopteri; Perciformes; Percidae. The transcript is spliced from 19 exons. The record is from RefSeq and is a predicted model, not a curated record.
UUUGGCCUCACUGGUUGUCAAUCAACGUGCGAGCAGAGUUUGUGGUUAGGCGUCAGGUGAAACUCACUUUGGAAAAGAGGGGGCAGAUAAAACUUACUUCGUCUGAACUUUCUGGAAAGUUGUACACUAUUUAUGAAUUUAAUCACCAAAGGAUACUUUUAAUACCGGAAGCCCACACGUUACAAAAUGAAGAGCCUCAAGUAUCGCUUGAAAAAGCACGAAGUUAACAUCACAAACACAGACUGGAACAAGUAUGAUGAUCGGCUGAUGAAGGCUGUGGAACGGAGCGAGGUGGACAAGGUGGCUGCUGUUCUCAGCAAGAAGGGCAUCAUCCCCACCAAGCUCGACGUGGAAGGACGCUCAGCGUUUCAUUUGGCUGCAACGCGAGGACACCUUGACUGUCUCAAUCUUAUCCUGGGACACAGUGUUGAUGUCACUGCGAGUGAUGCCACUGGUAAAAGUGCUCUUCACCUGGCUUCAAGAAAUGGACAUUCUCUGUGUGUGCAGAAACUCUUGCAGCACAACAGUCCAGUUGGAAAUGUGGACCUACAAGGACGAACAGCUCUACACGAUGCUGUCAUGGCUGGCUGCUCCUCCAGCGUGAAACUCCUCUGUGACAGCGGAGCUUCUGUGAAUACCACUGAUUUUGACGGCAAGACACCUUUGGUGCUGGCAACCCAGAUGUGUCAUCCACGUAUCUGUGAGCUGCUGCUGGAGAGAGGGGCUGACAUCACCAUCCGGGACAAACAAAACAAGACGGCGCUGAUCCUGGGCUGCGAGUACGGCUGUAAGGAUGCGGUGGAGGUGUUGCUGAAGAGUGGCGCUGACAUGAAGGCAGUUGACGGCUUGGAUCACGAUGCAUUUCACUACGCUCGCCUCAGCAAGAACCAGGAACUUGUUGCGUUGGUCAAAAGUUACCUCGACAAAGCCACCAGAGAUAAGGAGGCUGCAAAGAUGGAACAGUGGAAGCGACAGUAUUCAGUGGAGAGAUCGGAGGCAGCUGAGGUAAACAUAAGGGAUCAAAUCAUACACGACUUGGAGAGGCAGAACGAGACCAUGCAGGAAAAUCUCAGGAAGUCCCACCAGGAUCAGAGAGCCCUGUUAGAUAAGGUCAACAUGCUACAGCAACAGCUCACACAGGAAAAGAUUGCUGUGGAAGACACUCAAAAAGAGAAGGAGCAGUUGAAGGUGUUACUCAGUGCCAAAGAAAGAGAAGAAGGAGCUCGAGGCCUGGAGACUGUCAAGGUCCAGCUCCGGAGUACAUUGGGGGACUACUCAGUGCAAUCUGUUAUCAAAGGUAAAGAAAACAUUUUGGUCAAACAAGCUCACAGCCUGGAUUCUGAGCAGCUGUUCCAGAAUGCUGUCGUGCCCCGUUCACUGUCCAGGCCGCCAGAGAAAAGUCAGCCCACUGUAGGCUGGGACGUCUCUGCUGAACUGGAGGCACUCCGGCGUGAACUCGAGGCCGUCAAGAGAAAACAACAGGCAGCAGAGGACGAGACGGCGCGCCUUCAAUCUGCCCUAAACCGUAAAAACCGAGAGUGCCAAGAGCUGGUUCAGAGCCGAGACACCAUCCAGAAACAGGCUGACCAGCAGGUUCAAGAACUGGAGGACGCUUUGGGGGACGUCCAGAAGAGGAUGCUGGAUUCUGAGUGUAAGGUCAAACAGCUGCAAGCCCAUGUAGUCGCCGUUAAGGAACACUUAGGAGGCCAGGCAGCAGAAGAACUGCGUGCCCAGCUCCAGGACAUCAAGGCCAAGUAUGAAGGUGCUUCGGCCGAAGUGUGUCGCGUUCGUAACCGCCUCAAACAGAGCGAGAAGGCCUUGGAGGAGUACAAGAGCAGCGAGAACCAGCUAGCAACAGAGGCAGAAAAGCUGAACCAAGAGCUGGAAGCUCUGACUGCAGAAAGAGACGAACUAGCAGAAACCCUUUUAGAAAUGGAAGCCCAUUUGAAGGAGACCCAGACAAAACAUGGCAACACAGUGCCAGCUGAGAAGUUUGACAACAUGAAAAACCUGCUGACAAACGCAGUAGACGAGAAGGAACGGCAGAUCGCUGAGCUGAGGGAAGACUACGAUCGUGUGCUGGAGGAGGUGGCGGAGCUCCAUCGACAGCUGGACACUCCGUCAUCCCAGGGAGGAUCCGGGGCGAUGUCUGCUGAGGAGCAACAGAGGAUACGGGUGGCCCUCGAAGAGCAGAAUGAUUCACUGAAAAGGAAACUGGUCGAUGUGACUAACAAAAGCCAGGCUCUAAUUAAGGAGGUCGGCCAGAGCGAGGAGGAAAGAGAUAUACUACGAGAGCAGCUGGACGAGAUCAACAGCAGGAUUGAGAGCGACUUUAUACCCAUGAAGGUGCACGAGGAAGCCCGGGCGAACAUGGUGACGGCUUUAGAGGAGCUGGAGGACAAACUGGUGGAAGCCAGCGAACGUUACGGAAAAGCAGAGGCACAACUCCAGCAGCUUCUAACCGAGAGGCCCACGCUGCAGGAGAAUAUCAGCAGGCUCCAAAGCGCAAGUGAGAGACACCUUAGGGAAGUGGACACUCUGAGAUCUCAGAAUGCCGACCUGGCGAAGAAACAUGAACUUUUGCAGAGGAAAUGUGAAGACAAAGAUAAAGAGUGUGUACAGCUGACCGCGCAGAGCCAGGCUCUGAAACAAAGCUUGGAGGUAGAGUAUGUUCCCAGACAGCAGCACGAGCAAGUGAAGAUGGAGUUAAGUUCCACCUUAGAGAGUGUUAAAGCUGAGAUGUUGAAGUUGGAGACCAAGGGAAAAGAGAGUGCAGGAGAAUUGAAGAAUGUGAAAGAAGCAAGUGAUACGUUGAAAGAGAAGUUGGAAAAAGUCCUGUUGGAAAUGAAAAAAGACUACAUGAGCGUAAAAGACCACAAAGCUAUCACAGACAAGUUGAAUGCUGCUGUGGACGAAGCAGAGAACAGAGCAAAUGAAGUGGCUGGGAUGUAUGCGUUGGCUCAGGAGGAAUCGCUAAAGCUUACCCGAGAACUGGAGGCGCAGAAGAAAGAACUUGAUACCAUACAGGAGGCUAUUCAGUCCAAGUUUAUCCCGCUGACAGCGGCUGAGGAAAAAGAACACUCGCACAGUGCCCAGGUGAAGGAGUUGACAGUCAAACUGUUGGAAAUGGAAGAGAAGUAUAAUACAGAAAGGUCUGCCAGAGAGAGCAACAGACAGGAGAAAGAUCAACUAAAAGUUGAGAUUGAAUCUGUUCAACAGAGACUUGACUCUGCUGUAGUUACCAGUGAAAAGCACAAGAAUGUGGAGGAAGAGUUCAAGGGUAAAUUUGAGGAAUUAACUCAGAAGUUGGUUAGGCUAGAGCAGCAGCACAGGGAGGUAACGCUUCAGAACGCUGAUCUUCAAAACCAGAACGCCCUCAGCAACGCUCAAAUCCAGAAUCUCCAGGAGCGUCUGAAAUCGGAGUUGACUCGGAUAGCAACAUACGACACAGAGCUUAAAGCCCUCCACGACGCCAUGCAGCAAGCCCAGGCCGACUGCAAGAAAGCCAGAGAGGCUCAGCAGGAGGAGGCCCAGAGGGUUUGUGCCCUACAGAAAGAAGUUCAGGAACGCUGUGGGGAAGAGGCAUCUCUGCUGCAACAACAGGCCAAGGCCAAGGAUGCCCUGGAGGCCGAGGUCGCUAAGCUUCGAUUGGCUCUCCGCGAAGAGGAGGAGAACAGCGCCCAGAGGGCUGAAGAUGUAUCUGCCCUGCAAUCUGAGCUCCUUCAGGCCACACAGGCUCUGGAGGAAAUUCGCUACAAGGAAGACCAAAUGAACCAGCUGAAGAAGGAGAAGCAGCAGCUGGAGGAGGACGUCGCCAAUCUGACAAAUAAGCUACGGAGCUUGGCUAAGGAGAGUGAAGAGGCCCACCGGGAGACAUCGCAAGCAAGGGAGGGUGAGAGCAGGGCGCGGGCCGAGAUGGAGGCCCUCCAGGAGAAGGGCCGUGCAAUUGAGAGAGAAAUUAGGGAGCUGAAAGAGAGAUAUGAUGAGUCGCUCAGCACCAUCGGUGAUCUUCAGAGGAGGAUUCAGACAUCAGCUCAGCAGACUGAAGCAAAAGACAAGAAGAUCACAGAGUUGCUGACAGAUGUUGAGCGAUUGAAGCAGGCACUUAACGGUCUGUCCCAGCUGGCAUACACAAGCAACGCCCCCAAUAAGAGACAGACGCAGCACAUCGACACACUCCAUGGCCAGAUCAAGAGCCUACAGCAACAGCUGGCUGAUGCUGAGAGGCAACACAGGGAGGUGGUUUCAAUUUAUCGAACUCAUCUUCUCAGCGCAGCACAGGGCCACAUGGAUGAGGACGUCCAGGCCGCCUUACUACAGAUCAUCCGCAUGAGACAGGAGUUUGUGUGUUAAAGCUUCCUCCAACAAAACCAAAUGCUGCCUGCUGACUCAAGUUCACCAAUCUCACAUUUCCCACUGUAGGGUUUCCCUGCCGUGGCCCCUGUGGGUGCCCGGUGUGCGGCAACAUUUCUCCAAACAGGCUGCUCUGAAAUCCUUAGUUUUUUUUAGGGGGUUACACUUUACUUGAAGGUAUCAACAUAAGACUGACAUGACACUGUCAUGAACAUGUAUAUAGACAUUAUAAACAAGUCCUAAACAUUUAUGACAUAAUGCUUAUUUUAGUAAAUGUCAUUCAGUUUUGUCAUGGGUUAGGGUUCAUGUCUUAUGUAGAUACCUUAAAGUAAAGUGUUACCUUUUUUCCAGUACGGCUGCACUCGGUUCCCAGACAUCUAAUUCUGUGUUGUAGGUACAAGUGAAUAACUGUAGCUUUUAGAUACAAAUAUGUUAUUUCAACUUAACUAGAAAGCUCAUUUUACAUAAAAAAAAUGACAUUGUAUCAAUUACUGUAUCAAACUGACCUGUGAAAUCCUUUUGACUUAAUGAUCUGUAUGUAUGCAGGAACAACAAGAUCUAACAGAAAGUGCCACGCCAUACAUUUCUGUCAUAUCUACGGUAUUUUGAGUGAUGCAAAUCUGCAUUUUCAUGCAGCUUUGACUCAUUAUAUUCAGUGAUACGGGGAGUUCUUUGACAUGUAGGUCCCUUUUUUUUUUUUUUUUUAUAGAUUACUCGCUCUUGGAAUUCUCAGUUGAAAUGUUAAAUGGACAGCAACACAAAGACCACUUUUCACAUUCCCACCUGACCGCUCUCGUACAGUGUCUUUUCGUAUUUGACAGCAACGUUUGCUCAAAUUUGAGGGAUAGGUUCAAAUUUUCUCAAGUGGCCCUUUUAAAAGUCUGAACACUGAAAUAGGUUUUGCGUGUUGUAAUAAUUUCUCUUGUUGGUACUGGACACUAAAAGUCUAAAAAUCCUUUUACAAAACUGAGAGAUAUUCAUCGCUGUGAUUUAACUGGCAGUAAAGAGACCUCUUCCUUACAUGAUUUUGAUGUAAGAUAUGACAAAAAACAUGUCAACGUUUAACCAGCAGUAUGAAUUAGUCUAUCAAGUGGGUUUCUUUCAAGGUUACUAUUUUUUAUUUUUUGUAUAAAAUUCCCUCUUUUUGUUUACUUGCUAAGUUUCUGGGACGUCACUAAAGAAAAAGAGCGUGUUUUGUUCCAAAAUGUCUUUAAUUUUGGAAGUUACCCACUUGAUUUGUCUAACUCUCUCUUACACAAAGAGGACUGUGGUUUUUGUCCCCUGUCUCUUACAUUGAAACACCAUCGUAAGAAAUCCCUUCAUGUCCGGAUUGGACAGAAGUAAUGAUUACACAUGUGGGCAGUAUUUAAAGGCAGACUUGGGGGGGGGGGGGGGGGGGGGGGCGGGGGGGAGGAAUGUGAACCUGUCCUUUGACCUCGUUCAUGUAGGCUACUUUCUUGAGACGUUCUUGACGUCUUGGGUCCCUUUACUCAAUUUGUGGCGCAGUUAUUGUCUCCUGGAGGGCCAAACUAGCACACGUGUUUUCAGAAUAAUCCAAAGAUUCAAAAAUAUGUCACCCAAAUCUUUAAAAAAAAACAAAAAAUGUUGGUAUGUGGUUGAUAAGAAAGUGACAGAUUUGGGAGUCCUGUCACUCACACAGUCUGGUUCCAUGAGUCUAGACAUGCUGGCAGGAUUUGAGUCAUGGAGGGUGUGAAGUGGAGAUCUCUUGCUGUGUCCUACAGUUUGCAGUGGCGCGUCGUCCUUUUGUUGAAACCAGAGUGUGCUCUAGUGGAGAGACUUGGCAGGCCAAGUUGAUAGAAAUUGUAA